CUCUCUCUCCAUUUUCUUCUUCCCCUACACCACGCUCUUAGAGAGAGAGAGAGAGAGUCAAGAAAGAGAGAGAGAGGAAGCCCUUUUACUUCAAUUUCUUGGGUUGAGUAUACAUACAUCUAUUAGUAGCUAGUAAGUAAGCCAAUUCUUGAAUCUUAAUGAUCUCCCUCUUAUCCCUCUUACCCCACCACCACCCCCCCAAAGAAGAAGAAACAACUUGCACUUCCAAUUGUUGUCAUAUAGUGGUAUAAUAAGCCCAUGUAUGUAUGUAUAGAUUGAACAUCAAGAGCUAGAGAGGGUUAAUUAUAUUUGGAAAGAAAGAGCAAAAAAAUUAAUCAUAGAGGGUUUGGCCAUAGUUUUAUGGCAAUUGCAGUAACCAUGAACAAUCAAGAAGACGGAACCAGCAAGCAUGACGACCACGAGAAUGACAUGGUGAUGCCGGGCUUUCGCUUCCACCCUACAGAGGAGGAGCUCGUGGAGUUCUACCUCCGCCGUAAGGUGGAGGGCAAGCGUUUCAAUGUCGAGCUCAUCACUUUCUUAGACCUUUAUCGCUACGACCCCUGGGAACUCCCUGCGUUGGCGGCCAUAGGGGAGAAGGAGUGGUACUUUUAUGUACCAAGAGAUAGGAAGUACAGGAACGGAGAUAGGCCAAACCGCGUGACAACUUCCGGCUACUGGAAGGCCACCGGAGCUGAUAGAAUGAUCAGAAGUGAGAAUUUCAGGUCUAUUGGCCUCAAGAAAACCCUUGUUUUCUACUCCGGCAAGGCCCCUAAAGGAAUCCGAACCAGUUGGAUCAUGAAUGAAUACCGUCUCCCACAGCACGAGACCGAGAGACUGCAAAAGGCAGAAAUUUCUCUUUGCCGUGUCUACAAGAGAGCUGGAGUGGAAGACCAUCCAUCUCUCCCCCGCUCGGUCCCAACCAAGGCCUCAUCCUCGUCGUCCUCAAGAGGGCCGCAAUCAUCACGAAAGCAGCAGCACAGCCAGCAGACGACCAGCCAAGAAAUGUCGUUCCAAGCUAACUACGGAGGAUCACCGCCGCAAACCGAUGGAAAAAUAAGCGAAACGAGUCAAAGUAGCAGCACAGACAUGGGCACAUCUCUUGCCCUUUCACAGCAAAAUUCAAGUUACUCCAUCACUCCGGCUGCAGCAUUAGUCCCCAACAUGGCCAAUUCUUCCACACUUCAAACUCCUACAGCAGAAGAUGAUCAUGGUGUGAUGUUACAGCAAUCCAAACAAGCUAAUUCUAGCUCUUCUUUAUCCCCAAACUGCCCAUCCAUCUAUGCCACCUCUUCCUCCCAUGCGAUUGAUGACCUCCACAAGCUAGUGAACAUACAAGCUGCUUCAAUAAACCAUGAAAAUCAUCAGUACAAUACUCCAAAUAAUGGCCCCCUUAAUCUUCUUUCCCACUUCUCCACGCAGCCGGAGCCGCUGCCGGCUGCGGCCCUCAAUGUCGUCGGUCCGGGCUCCGUGCCGGCCAUCUUCUCCGACAGAUUGUGGGACUGGAAUGCCAUUUCCGAGGCAGGCAAAGAUUACAUGACCAACCUUUUCAAGUAACUCAUAUCAUCAUCUCAUGUACUAUGCAAAUAUAUGAUCUCUAUGCGUAACUUAAUUAAUGUUAUGAUCUCAUGAUGCCUGAUGCUAAUUAAUUAGUGGUAUGUUGAUUAAAUGACUUCCCUUUUUCUUGAUUCUUCUAAACUUUGUGAUAAAUUAAUGACUUGUUCUUGAGUAA
Molecule: messenger RNA, 1729 nt
Organism: Sesamum indicum (sesame)
Lineage: Eukaryota; Viridiplantae; Streptophyta; Magnoliopsida; Lamiales; Pedaliaceae
Biological process (GO): regulation of DNA-templated transcription
Molecular function (GO): DNA binding
Source: RefSeq, a predicted model, not a curated record